UUCAACAUUUUUAAAGUUUUGACCCAGCAUGUGGAAUGUGAGUGAGUCUUACAAGGAUUUGACAUUGUUGUGUGGAAUGUGUUCAAAGUUCCUUCCACUAUAAGGGAAAGAAUUAGCAUACUGCUCUCAAAUGAUGCUAAAAUAUUGCAUUUAUUUAACAUUUUAUACAAUGUAAAUACAAGGUGGCCAUGAUGUGAGGCUCUACAAUAAACAUUUGGGAGAAAACAAAUCUAGAGUGUUGAAAGAGUGCACCUAUAUGUCACCAAAAGAUGACGUGAUUCACAUGAAUAUUAUCUUUCUAGCUGGUGGACAGUAACCUAUUGGAGACAUGUUAGAAGUUCUUACUCAGUUUGGUAGCAAGAGGAAGUUUAACACAGGAUACAUUGAUUGAUUGCAUCGAUAUCCAAUAUGUUAGAGAGUUAGUGACAAAAAAACGCAUCCAUAAAAGAUAACAUGCUUCUGAACGCGCAGUUCAAUUUUAUGUAGCGAAGAAAAUUUUAUCGUUUGUUUUUCAUACUGGAAUUUCCAGCUUCAUCCUGGAACAUGUCUGCCUGGGAAAUGUGUAUUUUGAUCGGCUUACUCGCGGGUGGUCACCCAAGUGUUCAAGGUAUUAACAAAGACAAAGAGUGAUUUACAUAUUCACCAUUUUCUAACAGUAUUAUUUAUUCUGUAUUCAUUAUUGUAUCAUCUGGUGUUGAUGUGCACCUCUGGUUUUGAUCUAUGAUAUUGAUAGACUACUAUUGUUUUCAUAUUCAUAUUCUUUAAAAAUAAAAUUAAAGAUUAUGUAAACAGAAGCAUUGUAAUAUUUACUCUUUUGAAAUUUUAACUUUCCUAAAUGUAUGCUCUAGUGCAGGCUACUGACCUGCAUGUUGUCUGUUGUGUAUCUCAUUAGGAUGCCUUCGUUUUAGUGAUGCUGAAUACAGUAGAGAGGUGCAGGUGACAGCCAAUGGCCAGAGGUGCUUGAACUGGUUGAAAGCAAGUAGAGGUUUCAAUUCAACAGUUAACCUUGGCAUUGAAGAGGGAGGAUCUUGGGAUCACAAUUACUGCCGCAACCCAGAUGACUCUGAGAGCCUAUGGUGCUUUGUUAUCAGCCAAGCGGAAACUAUACAGAGACAAGACUGUACCAUUGUCCUCUGCCAAGACCAGCAGACCACAGCAACUUUCCCACAGUCCUUUCCCGUGUCAUUUGGUGAUGCUCAGCCUGAGCAGGAUGACAACCCUCCAGCUCAGAAAACAAAGGGGACCUGUCAAAUCAGAUGUGGGGAUCAAUCAGACGUUCCACAUUGGGCCAAAGAAGGACUUGGGAGUACUGGGUUAUGUCUCAGCAGUCGUCUUCAUGGUCACUGUUAUACUACUUGGAUCUGGAAUAACUGCUGGUUACAUCUACUGGAGGGUCCAGAAGCUCAAGAGCCAGCAGGAACAAGACGCAAGUGAACGAGAGCAGCGGAGGAUCAACCUGCAUCUCUCUGCUUUCUCCAACUUGACAUGCCAAACAGUGGAUGAGAAUUCAGCUGUGAGCUGUGUCCAGCAGACACCCAUUGAACAUGAGGACAUAGUGGAUGGUAAUGGGCCCCUAAUGGUCCAGGCUGGUACUGCCGUGGUGUGAGGAGCAGGGUGGACAGACGUUGUGGAAUGAUGCCCUGUCUCCGAGUUGCCAUGUGUGUGGAGAAACAAAACGUGCAAAUGGUAUGGAGGAGGUUGAUUCAGGUCUGCAGUGCCUGACUACAGUAAACACAAUCAAGACCAUCUGGAGUUGUAGAAACAACAGAAUUGUAUCCAAACAUAGUAUCGUUAUGGAUUUCCAGGGAUAUGCAAUUACUUUAUG
Esox lucius (northern pike) is the source of this 1825-nucleotide messenger RNA. Its product is annotated as phosphoinositide-3-kinase-interacting protein 1-like. The record is from RefSeq and is a predicted model, not a curated record. The transcript has 5 exons. Lineage: Eukaryota; Metazoa; Chordata; Actinopteri; Esociformes; Esocidae. The coding region runs from base 1058 to 1606 and encodes 182 amino acids.